AUGGGCCCCAAACCGGGCAAUGACGGAGGCUCGGCCCCCAAUAACAAGCGCAAAGCUGGCGGCGGCGGCGGCGGCGGAUCACAACCUCAGCAGCCCGGCCGCAGCAACAAGUUCCAGCAACGACGCGCCCAAGUUCAAGCUGCCCGCGUCAUCCCUGCCCAGAAUGCCGACGCGGCCCUCAGCAAGGACGGCGAGCUUGACCUGCAGGCCUUCGUGGCCGCCCACGAGUUCGAGAUCCGGUCGCUGGAGCAGAGCAUGGCCACGUCCAAGGCCGCAGGGACGAGCAGGGCCUUCCAGCAGGUUCCCCGAGGUCUGCGCCGCCGAACGGCCAGCCACAACCCCAAGCGCGUUCCGAAGCGACUCAGAGCACGCGCGCUGAGGGAGAUGGACGAGGACAACACCCCCACGGUCGAAUCCCGCAAGCGCAGGCCCGGCACGACGAGGGCGAGGAUACGUGCCGAGACGGCAAAGAAGCUUCGCGUGCUGGCGGCGCGGAAGAGGAAGAAGAAGGACAAGAAGGAGCGGCAGCAGGAAGACGGGGAUGCCAUGGAGGACGAAGACGGCAAGGUCACCGAAGAGCGCAAGGAUCCUGCUGCGACCAAGACCCCGAGACCUCCCAAAAUCCGCCGAAACGCCCUCAACGACCCGCCCGAACCCCCCUCCCGAUUCAAGAAGAGACAGCUCAACAAGACGUGGCUCCCCACACACGCGUGGCAUGCCAAACGGGCACGCAUGACGCCCCCGAAGGAGCCGCUCUGGGGCUUCUCCAUACCCACCACGCCCAACGAGAAGAUCUACAGGCCCGUCCACAGGGCGCAGGGCGACCGCGGCGCCGUCGUGUGGGACGUGAGCUACGUGAGCACCAUCGGUCUAUACGGUAACUCGGCCGGUAUGGAGAGGGUCCUACGGCGCAUAGGCGUCUCUCAGGAUGCCUGCUGGAACAACAAGGGGAGGAAGUGGCGGGCAGGAAGCCGGAGCUGGUCGGGCAUGCUGGCGAGAGCGACAAAGGAUGGCGGCCGACGGCAGAUGUGCCCAGGGACCAUCUUCUGGAACCCGGCAGCUGCCGAAGAUGAAGCACAGCGUCAGCGUGAUUCCGCCAAGACGGGGGGAGGGGCCCAGGAGGGGAAGCCCAGGAGAGAGAAGCGGGAACUGUUCAUAAGGGUACACCCAGCAUCGUUCAAGGAGGUUUUUGACGAGCUCCUCCGCCUGGCCAAGAUGGAGACACCGCAGCUGUACAUCGAGGACCUGCGCUACCAGGUGGGCAGCAUCGACAUCUCGGGCCCGGCAUCGACAGAAGUGCUCCUGUCCGUCCUGACGCCCUACGCGACCAAGUCGAAGCCCAAGACGAAGCACGCAGAGCUCUUCCAGUCCCUCAGGGGCCUGACCAACCCGGGUGCGCUACCGGACCGGGCCAUGCUAGGCUUCUCCAUCCAGGAUCCCCGACUGCGGUAUCCGCCGCGCAGGCCGACGGUGCCCGAGGGCGAAGAUGCAGAGAUGAGCCUGAUGGAGACGAUAGCCUCAUGGCCGGCCGAGGACGGUCUGCGACCGCACGGCAUAUUCGACCGGCAGGCCCGCCACUCGGCGUCCUGCCUCCCCUCGCAGAAGGUGAUCAACCGGCGUCGGCGCAACGCCAGUCCGGGAUCCUUCCUGAGACCGUGCCUGGCCGAUCCGGCCAUCCCGGUGGUCCUCCUCGCCAGCCGCUCCGGCUCCGCCACCCAGUCCCAGGGCACCUGGACCCUCCUGGCGCCGUGGGCGUGCAUCAUGCCGCUGUGGUACAGCGUGGUCCGCUGCCCGCUCUCAUCGGGGGGCAACCCGCGCUUCGCCGGCCUGGCGGAGACGCGCCAGGUCGCCUUCGAGAGGGGCCUGCCGUGGUUCCCCGCCGACUUCCCCGCCACGGACGCCGGCGUCCGCUGGGAGCGGGAACAGAGGGCCAGGCGCCGCAAGACGUGGGGCCGCAGGCCGAAGAGCAAGAGGAUCGAGUGGCACAGCGUGGACCUGGGGGCCGGCAGGAAGGGUGAGGUGGGCGACGGCCUGGCAUGCGACUACGAAUGCCUCUUUCAGCUCGACGGGGGCAACGUCCCUACAGGUGACGCCGGCUCCGAGGAAGCCAUGGACGUCGAUGCCGCCCCGCAACCCCCCAAGGAUGACCCCCUCUCCUCACUCAGCCAUGCCACCCUGAGCACCAGCAGCAACGGCGGCAGCAGCAGCCCCCAUUCCCUUCUGACGGUGCGCAUCUCCCUCCUAUCCCGAGGCACAGUCGGCCCCUGCGCAAGGAUCUACAGGCUACCCCGUGCACCGCCAGAGCCGGAGGCCGCAUCCCCGGACGUCCAAGUCCCCGCCACCAUCCCCCGGUCGUCGUCCCGACGUCUCCUGCCGCACGACCUACGCACCCAGUGGCUCAACCGUGCGGCUGCCAGCAUCACCGCCACUGCCAAGUCAGACGGCAACGAAGACAAGGUCGAGUACAAGGGCAAGCACAAGGAAGUAGACUCGCGUAAACGCCAACUGGCCAGGCGUCUACUCAUGGACCCACCGCAGCCGCUCGACUGGCCUAAACCGAACGUCGCGGACAUUGGAGGGCACCACCCCCUCGUCCCCGACGCGGAGGACCUGAUCGGCUUCGUCACCACGGGCUCGUACUGUCUUACCCGGGGGAGGGGCGCGGCCAUCGGCAGUGUUGCGGCCGAUAGGCUGGAGGGGAACAAGGCCGGUCGUCUUUGUAUUGUGCGGAAUGCGGGGGAGAAUGUCGGGUGGAUCGCCAAGUGGGAGGAAGCUGUGGUGUGA
Geosmithia morbida is the source of this 2784-nucleotide messenger RNA. RefSeq names its product ribonuclease P/MRP protein subunit POP1. Bases 1 to 2784 code for a protein of 927 amino acids. Gene Ontology annotation, cellular component: ribonuclease MRP complex; nucleolar ribonuclease P complex. The record is from RefSeq and is a predicted model, not a curated record. Gene Ontology annotation, biological process: tRNA 5'-leader removal. Lineage: Eukaryota; Fungi; Ascomycota; Sordariomycetes; Hypocreales; Bionectriaceae. The transcript has a single exon.